AUGACAUGUGACAACAAAUUGGUAGAAAGAGUUGUAAUAGCGGUGACUGUCAACUUAUCCAUGUGUAAUCCUACUCUUUCCGGAUUAAUUUAUCGCUUUCAUCUUUCCGAAAACUAUUUAAUCAUUCAAUUGGAAAUGCUCCUAUUUGUACAAUACAUAACAUACCAUUCAAAUAUCAUUACGCCAUGCAAAAGAUGCCUGCCUAAACAGCCUAAUAAAUCGAAAGUAACGAAGAAAAUGAAAUGUAUGCUCUUCAAAAGGCUACUUACCCUCGAAAGUAAGCAGUACCCUUUGUCCUGUCAUCUCAUCUCGGAAGACGAAACGAACAGCUCACUGAUACAAGCAGUGAGUGGACACAUUGGAGGAUAG
Loa loa (African eye worm) is the source of this 369-nucleotide messenger RNA. RefSeq lists its product as hypothetical. NCBI's taxonomy places the organism in Eukaryota, Metazoa, Nematoda, Chromadorea, Rhabditida, Onchocercidae. Bases 1 to 369 code for a protein of 122 amino acids. The transcript is spliced from 3 exons. The record is from RefSeq and is a predicted model, not a curated record.